Molecule: messenger RNA, 16698 nt
Organism: Closterium sp. Yama58-4
Lineage: Eukaryota; Viridiplantae; Streptophyta; Zygnematophyceae; Desmidiales; Closteriaceae
Source: the annotation of a GenBank genome assembly
AUGGCGUCGGACGGAGGCGCGGCGGGGGAGGAUCCGCUGUGCGUGGAGCUCCCGGAGCGGCUGGCCAUCCUGCCGUUCCGCAACCGCGUGCUUCUUCCCGGCGCCAUCGUCCGAAUCACAUGCUCCGACCCCAGCAGCGUGCGGUUGGUGGAGCAGGAGCUGUGGCAGAAGGACAAGCCCGCGCUGAUUGGGAUCGUACCCGUUAUAGAGCCCCCUGGUUCAGCGGAUAGCACUGGCAGCGGUGCUGCUAAUGGUGGUGCUGCUAGUGGCGGUGCUGCUGCUAGCGAUAGUGCGCGUGUGGGGCCCCAGCGGACCAGAGGAGGUGACUGGGGGGGGAACGCCGAGGCUUCUUCUGGAAGACGUGAAAUGGCACCCCAGGGCGUGUGCCGCUUUGCCAUUCUCUCCAUCAACUCGCGAGGGCCCUACCACGUGGCUCGGGUGUCUCAGCUGGAUGCCACACCACAGGAGGCGGACCGCGUGCGAGGGGAUGACGAGGUGAGGCGGCUGGGAAAGCAGCUGCUGCGAGUGGUGGAGGAGCUAGCACGGGUGAUGGAGCAGGGUGAUAGAGGCAGUGAGGCGGCUGGGAAAGCAGCUGCUGCGAGUGGUGGAGGAGCUGGCACGGGUGAUGGAGCAGGCAGCUGGGACGACAGUGAGGCAGUGAGGCGGCUGGGAAAGCAGCUGCUGCGAGUGGUGGAGGAGCUGGCACGGGUGAUGGAGCAGGAGAAGCAGCGGCAGGUGGCAGGGCUGAGGAAGGUGGCAGCAGAGUCCCAGCAGGCAUCUGCAGGGGAGAUGCAGAGGCUUGCAGAUAUGCAAGUAGCCAGUGUGGAGGGAGGGCUGGCAGCACGUCUGGCGAUGCUCGAUGCUGUGAAUCCGCGGAUGAGGCUGCAGCUCGCUGCUGCGAUCAUCUCUUUGCACCUCGAGGCCCUACAGGGGAGGGAGCUGGCUGGCAGCGCGCUUGGCGAUGCUGGAUGCGGUGAAUCUGCGGAUGAGGCUUCAGCUUGCCGCUGCCAUCAUCUCCCUACACUUGGAGGCCCUACAGGGGAUGGGGGCGGGCUGGCGGCGCGCCUGGCGAUGCUGGACGCGGUGAAUCCGCGCAUGAGGCUGAGCUCGCUGCUGCCGUUCUCCCUGCACCUGGAGGUCAGUAGGAUUGCGAUGGUGAUGGCGACAGUGGUGCAUUUAUGGGGCUCAGGGUGGGCUGGGAGCGCGCCUGGCGAUGCUGGACGCGGUGAAUCAGCGGAUGAGACUGCCUGCAAGGCAGCAAGGUGCAGAGGAUGCUCGGAGGAGGCUCUGCGUGUGCUCGAGAGGCGCAUGAAGGAGGUGAAGAUGCCACCCAACGUGUGGCGCCAUGUGCGGCGCGAAUUGAAGCGCCUGCGCAAGAUGCAGCCGCAGCAGCCGGGCUACAGCACAACCCGCCAGUACCUGGAGCUCUUGAGCGACCUCCCCUGGGGCAUUUCGUCUCCCAUCACUGCUGGUGGUAGUUCUGCUGGUGGUGGUGCUGGUGGUGGUGCUGUUGCUCGUGCUGCUGCCCUAUGUUGCAAAAUACGCGUAUGGCGUACGGAACGCGUACGAACUAUACGCAGCAGCGGCAGCGCGGGGAUAGACGUGGCAGCAGCGAGGGAGCAGCUGGACAGGGAGCACUUUGGGCUGGAGAGGGUGAAGCAGCGCAUUCUCGAGUACAUCGCCGUCAGGAAGCUCAAGCCUGACGCCACGGGUCCUGUGCUGUGCUUCGUGGGUCCCCCUGGUGUGGGCAAGACCUCUCUGGUCUCCUCUAUUGCCAAGGCUCUCGGGCGCAAGUUUGUGCGGAUCGCGCUGGGAGGGGUGAAGGACGAGGCGGAUAUCAGAGGGCACAGGCGGACUUAUGUGGGGAGCAUGCCAGGGCGACUCAUUGAAGGGGUCAAGAGGGCACAGGCGGACGUACGUUGGGAGCAUGCCGGGGCGACUGAUCGAAGGGGUGAAGUGCUGGGAGGGGUGAAGGACGAGGCGGAUAUCAGAGGGCACAGGCGGACGUACGUUGGGAGCAUGCCGGGGCGACUGAUCGAAGGGGUGAAGGUGAGAACAGGGGGUGUCGGGAGAGGGAUUGUGCGUCUCUUGGUGCUGGGAGGGGUGAAGGACGAGGCGGAUAUCAGAGGGCACAGGCGGACGUACGUUGGGAGCAUGCCGGGGCGACUGAUCGAAGGGGUGAAGGUGAGAACAGGGGGUGUAGGGAGAGGGAUUGUGCGUCUCUUGGUGCUGGGAGGGGUGAAGGACGAGGCGGAUAUCAGAGGGCACAGGCGGACGUACGUUGGGAGCAUGCCGGGGCGACUGAUCGAAGGGGUGAAGGUGAGAACAGGGGGUGUAGGGAGAGGGAUUGUGCGUCUCUUGGUGCUGGGAGGGGUGAAGGACGAGGCGGAUAUCAGAGGGCACAGGCGGACGUACGUUGGGAGCAUGCCGGGGCGACUGAUCGAAGGGGUGAAGGUGAGAACAGGGGGUGUAGGGAGAGGGAUUGUGCGUCUCUUGGUGCUGGGAGGGGUGAAGGACGAGGCGGAUAUCAGAGGGCACAGGCGGACGUACGUUGGGAGCAUGCCGGGGCGACUGAUCGAAGGGGUGAAGGUGAGAACAGGGGGUGUAGGGAGAGGGAUUGUGCGUCUCUUGGUGCUGGGAGGGGUGAAGGACGAGGCGGAUAUCAGAGGGCACAGGCGGACGUACGUUGGGAGCAUGCCGGGGCGACUGAUCGAAGGGGUGAAGGUGAGAACAGGGGGUGUAGGGAGAGGGAUUGUGCGUCUCUUGGUGCUGGGAGGGGUGAAGGACGAGGCGGAUAUCAGAGGGCACAGGCGGACGUACGUUGGGAGCAUGCCGGGGCGACUGAUCGAAGGGGUGAAGGUGAGAACAGGGGGUGUCGGGAGAGGGAUUGUGCGUCUCUUGGUGCUGGGAGGGGUGAAGGACGAGGCGGAUAUCAGAGGGCACAGGCGGACGUACGUUGGGAGCAUGCCGGGGCGACUGAUCGAAGGGGUGAAGGUGAGAACAGGGGGUGUCGGGAGAGGGAUUGUGCGUCUCUUGGUGCUGGGAGGGGUGAAGGACGAGGCGGAUAUCAGAGGGCACAGGCGGACGUACGUUGGGAGCAUGCCGGGGCGACUGAUCGAAGGGGUGAAGGUGAGAACAGGGGGUGUAGGGAGAGGGAUUGUGCGUCUCUUGGUGCUGGGAGGGGUGAAGGACGAGGCGGAUAUCAGAGGGCACAGGCGGACGUACGUUGGGAGCAUGCCGGGGCGACUGAUCGAAGGGGUGAAGGUGAGAACAGGGGGUGUAGGGAGAGGGAUUGUGCGUCUCUUGGUGCUGGGAGGGGUGAAGGACGAGGCGGAUAUCAGAGGGCACAGGCGGACGUACGUUGGGAGCAUGCCGGGGCGACUGAUCGAAGGGGUGAAGGUGAGAACAGGGGGUGUAGGGAGAGGGAUUGUGCGUCUCUUGGUGCUGGGAGGGGUGAAGGACGAGGCGGAUAUCAGAGGGCACAGGCGGACGUACGUUGGGAGCAUGCCGGGGCGACUGAUCGAAGGGGUGAAGGUGAGAACAGGGGGUGUAGGGAGAGGGAUUGUGCGUCUCUUGGUGCUGGGAGGGGUGAAGGACGAGGCGGAUAUCAGAGGGCACAGGCGGACGUACGUUGGGAGCAUGCCGGGGCGACUGAUCGAAGGGGUGAAGGUGAGAACAGGGGGUGUAGGGAGAGGGAUUGUGCGUCUCUUGGUGCUGGGAGGGGUGAAGGACGAGGCGGAUAUCAGAGGGCACAGGCGGACGUACGUUGGGAGCAUGCCGGGGCGACUGAUCGAAGGGGUGAAGGUGAGAACAGGGGGUGUAGGGAGAGGGAUUGUGCGUCUCUUGGUGCUGGGAGGGGUGAAGGACGAGGCGGAUAUCAGAGGGCACAGGCGGACGUACGUUGGGAGCAUGCCGGGGCGACUGAUCGAAGGGGUGAAGGUGAGAACAGGGGGUGUAGGGAGAGGGAUUGUGCGUCUCUUGGUGCUGGGAGGGGUGAAGGACGAGGCGGAUAUCAGAGGGCACAGGCGGACGUACGUUGGGAGCAUGCCGGGGCGACUGAUCGAAGGGGUGAAGGUGAGAACAGGGGGUGUAGGGAGAGGGAUUGUGCGUCUCUUGGUGCUGGGAGGGGUGAAGGACGAGGCGGAUAUCAGAGGGCACAGGCGGACGUACGUUGGGAGCAUGCCGGGGCGACUGAUCGAAGGGGUGAAGGUGAGAACAGGGGGUGUAGGGAGAGGGAUUGUGCGUCUCUUGGUGCUGGGAGGGGUGAAGGACGAGGCGGAUAUCAGAGGGCACAGGCGGACGUACGUUGGGAGCAUGCCGGGGCGACUGAUCGAAGGGGUGAAGGUGAGAACAGGGGGUGUAGGGAGAGGGAUUGUGCGUCUCUUGGUGCUGGGAGGGGUGAAGGACGAGGCGGAUAUCAGAGGGCACAGGCGGACGUACGUUGGGAGCAUGCCGGGGCGACUGAUCGAAGGGGUGAAGGUGAGAACAGGGGGUGUAGGGAGAGGGAUUGUGCGUCUCUUGGUGCUGGGAGGGGUGAAGGACGAGGCGGAUAUCAGAGGGCACAGGCGGACGUACGUUGGGAGCAUGCCGGGGCGACUGAUCGAAGGGGUGAAGGUGAGAACAGGGGGUGUAGGGAGAGGGAUUGUGCGUCUCUUGGUGCUGGGAGGGGUGAAGGACGAGGCGGAUAUCAGAGGGCACAGGCGGACGUACGUUGGGAGCAUGCCGGGGCGACUGAUCGAAGGGGUGAAGGUGAGAACAGGGGGUGUAGGGAGAGGGAUUGUGCGUCUCUUGGUGCUGGGAGGGGUGAAGGACGAGGCGGAUAUCAGAGGGCACAGGCGGACGUACGUUGGGAGCAUGCCGGGGCGACUGAUCGAAGGGGUGAAGGUGAGAACAGGGGGUGUAGGGAGAGGGAUUGUGCGUCUCUUGGUGCUGGGAGGGGUGAAGGACGAGGCGGAUAUCAGAGGGCACAGGCGGACGUACGUUGGGAGCAUGCCGGGGCGACUGAUCGAAGGGGUGAAGGUGAGAACAGGGGGUGUCGGGAGAGGGAUUGUGCGUCUCUUGGUGCUGGGAGGGGUGAAGGACGAGGCGGAUAUCAGAGGGCACAGGCGGACGUACGUUGGGAGCAUGCCGGGGCGACUGAUCGAAGGGGUGAAGGUGAGAACAGGGGGUGUAGGGAGAGGGAUUGUGCGUCUCUUGGUGCUGGGAGGGGUGAAGGACGAGGCGGAUAUCAGAGGGCACAGGCGGACGUACGUUGGGAGCAUGCCGGGGCGACUGAUCGAAGGGGUGAAGGUGAGAACAGGGGGUGUAGGGAGAGGGAUUGUGCGUCUCUUGGUGCUGGGAGGGGUGAAGGACGAGGCGGAUAUCAGAGGGCACAGGCGGACGUACGUUGGGAGCAUGCCGGGGCGACUGAUCGAAGGGGUGAAGGUGAGAACAGGGGGUGUAGGGAGAGGGAUUGUGCGUCUCUUGGUGCUGGGAGGGGUGAAGGACGAGGCGGAUAUCAGAGGGCACAGGCGGACGUACGUUGGGAGCAUGCCGGGGCGACUGAUCGAAGGGGUGAAGGUGAGAACAGGGGGUGUCGGGAGAGGGAUUGUGCGUCUCUUGGUGCUGGGAGGGGUGAAGGACGAGGCGGAUAUCAGAGGGCACAGGCGGACGUACGUUGGGAGCAUGCCGGGGCGACUGAUCGAAGGGGUGAAGGUGAGAACAGGGGGUGUCGGGAGAGGGAUUGUGCGUCUCUUGGUGCUGGGAGGGGUGAAGGACGAGGCGGAUAUCAGAGGGCACAGGCGGACGUACGUUGGGAGCAUGCCGGGGCGACUGAUCGAAGGGGUGAAGGUGAGAACAGGGGGUGUAGGGAGAGGGAUUGUGCGUCUCUUGGUGCUGGGAGGGGUGAAGGACGAGGCGGAUAUCAGAGGGCACAGGCGGACGUACGUUGGGAGCAUGCCGGGGCGACUGAUCGAAGGGGUGAAGGUGCCGAUGCCCGGGGCGACCCUGCUGCUGCCAACAACGCCCCACUCUUCCCUCAAGCCCUCCGCUUCUCCCCCUUGUACUGCUCUCUCCCCUUACACCCACCAGCGUGUGGGAGUGAACAACCCCGUCAUGCUGCUGGACGAGAUUGACAAGACUGGUGCCGACGCCAGGGGUGACCCUGCUGCUUCUAGCAACGCCCUUACUUUCCGCGACACCCUAUAUUCACCCCCCUGUUCUGCUCCUCUAACCAGCAUGUGGGCGUCAACAACCCAGUCAUGCUGCUGGACGAGAUCGACAAGAUGGGCGUCGAUGCCCGGGGUCACCCAGCUGCACCGCACUUCCCUCUCCUGUUCCGCAAGCCCUCACAUUCGUCCCCCUGUACUGCUCCCUCCCCACCACCAGCGUGUGGGCGUCAACAACCCAGUCAUGCUGCUGGACGAGAUUGACAAGACCGGGGCUGAUGCGAGGGGCGACCCUGCUGCUGUCAGCAACGCUCUCCCUUUUCUCAACCCUUCCUACUCGCCCCACUGUGCUGCUCUCUCCAUCCUCCCCUCCCCACCAGCGUGUGGGGGUGAACAAUCCCGUCAUGCUGCUGGACGAGAUCGACAAGGCCGGUGCCGAUGCCCAGUCGUGUGGGCGUCAACAACCCAGUCAUGCUGCUGGACGAGAUCGACAAGACAGGUGCCGAUGCCCGGGGUGACCCUGCUGCUGCCAGCAACUCCCCUCUCUCUCCCAUUCAACCCCCUGCAUUGCUCUUCCCUCUCAUCUCUGUCGUUCUCUCACCCCCACCAGCGUGUGGGCGUCAACAACCCAGUCAUGCUGCUUGAUGAGAUCGACAAGACCGGUGCCGAUGCCAGGGCGACCCUGCUGCUGCUGCCAGCAACUCCCCUCUCUUCCCCCAUCCCCUCCCAAUCCACCCUCCACCAGCGUGUGGGCGUCAACAACCCAGUCAUGCUGCUGGACGAGAUCGACAAGACCGGCGCCGAUGCCAGGGCGACCCUGCUGCUGCUGCCAGCAACUCCCCUCUCUUCCCCCAUCCCCUCCCAAUCCACCCUCCACCAGCGUGUGGGGGUCAACAACCCCAUCAUGCUGCUGGACGAGAUUGACAAGACCGGCGCCGAUGCCAGGGCGACCCUGCUGCUGCUGCCAGCAACUCCCCUCUCUUCCCCCAUCCCCUCCCAAUCCACCCUCCACCAGCGUGUGGGGGUCAACAACCCCAUCAUGCUGCUGGACGAGAUUGACAAGACCGGCGCCGAUGCCAGGGCGACCCUGCUGCUGCUGCCAGCAACUCCCCUCUCUUCCCCCAUCCCCUCCCAAUCCACCCUCCACCAGCGUGUGGGGGUCAACAACCCCAUCAUGCUGCUGGACGAGAUUGACAAGACCGGCGCCGAUGCCAGGGCGACCCUGCUGCUGCUGCCAGCAACUCCCCUCUCUUCCCCCAUCCCCUCCCAAUCCACCCUCCACCAGCGUGUGGGGGUCAACAACCCCAUCAUGCUGCUGGACGAGAUUGACAAGACCGGCGCCGAUGCCAGGGCGACCCUGCUGCUGCUGCCAGCAACUCCCCUCUCUUCCCCCAUCCCCUCCCAAUCCACCCUCCACCAGCGUGUGGGGGUCAACAACCCCAUCAUGCUGCUGGACGAGAUUGACAAGACCGGCGCCGAUGCCAGGGCGACCCUGCUGCUGCUGCCAGCAACUCCCCUCUCUUCCCCCAUCCCCUCCCAAUCCACCCUCCACCAGCGUGUGGGGGUCAACAACCCCAUCAUGCUGCUGGACGAGAUUGACAAGACCGGCGCCGAUGCCAGGGCGACCCUGCUGCUGCUGCCAGCAACUCCCCUCUCUUCCCCCAUCCCCUCCCAAUCCACCCUCCACCAGCGUGUGGGGGUCAACAACCCCAUCAUGCUGCUGGACGAGAUUGACAAGACCGGCGCCGAUGCCAGGGCGACCCUGCUGCUGCUGCCAGCAACUCCCCUCUCUUCCCCCAUCCCCUCCCAAUCCACCCUCCACCAGCGUGUGGGGGUCAACAACCCCAUCAUGCUGCUGGACGAGAUUGACAAGACCGGUGCCGAUGCCAGGGCGACCCUGCUGCUGCUGCCAGCAACUCCCCUCUCUUCCCCCAUCCCCUCCCAAUCCACCCUCCACCAGCGUGUGGGGGUCAACAACCCCAUCAUGCUGCUGGACGAGAUUGACAAGACCGGCGCCGAUGCCAGGGCGACCCUGCUGCUGCUGCCAGCAACUCCCCUCUCUUCCCCCAUCCCCUCCCAAUCCACCCUCCACCAGCGUGUGGGGGUCAACAACCCCAUCAUGCUGCUGGACGAGAUUGACAAGACCGGCGCCGAUGCCAGGGCGACCCUGCUGCUGCUGCCAGCAACUCCCCUCUCUUCCCCCAUCCCCUCCCAAUCCACCCUCCACCAGCGUGUGGGGGUCAACAACCCCAUCAUGCUGCUGGACGAGAUUGACAAGACCGGCGCCGAUGCCAGGGGCGACCCUGCUGCUGCACUCUCGGGCGAUCCUGCUGCUGCGCUGCUGGAGGUGCUGGAUCCCGAGCAGAACAAGUGCUUCCAGGACCAGAGAUCAGCUGUGCGGUGUGGGCUGUCCUUGAAUGCUGCUGCGGCACUGCUGGAGGUGCUGGACCCCGAGCAGAACAAGUGCUUCCAGGACCACUAUCUGGGAGUGCCCUUUGAUCUCUCGCGCGUGGUGUUUGUGGCAACAGCCAACCGCGCAGCACCCAUCCCAGCCGCUCUGCUGGACCGCAUGGAGGUGAUCGACCUGCCGGGCUACACCCCCGAGGAGAAGCAGCGAAUCGCCACGCGCCACCUCAUCCCGCGCGUGCUGGAGCAGCAUGGCAUCACCAAGCGCCACCUGCAUAUCUCUGAUCAUGCAGUGGAGUUGCUGAUAACGCGCUAUACUCGUGAGGCGGGAGUGAGGAAUCUGAGCCGCCUGCUGGCAGCACUGGCCAGGCAUGCCGCCGUGCAGGUGGCCCAGUCGAAUCGCUGCAUCCGAGUAACGAGGGAAGUGAGCGGGACCCACCCUACUCCUGGCGCUGCCCCUGCCGGCACACCCAGCUCUGCUGCUACUGCUUCUGACCCGCUCGCCACAGCAGCAGCAGUGGGGGACGCCAAGGCUGAGCUUGAGAUGGAAGUGGAGGCCAUAGGGAUGGAGGGAGCUCUCUCUACCACAGGUGGUGACUCGCUGGUCAUAGCAGCAGCAGUGGGGGACGCCAAGGCGGAGCUCGAGAUGGAAGUGGAGGCGAUAGGCAUGGAGGGAGCUCUCUCUACCACAGGUGGUGACUCGCUGGUCAUAGCAGCAGCAGUGGGGGACGCCAAGGCGGAGCUCGAGAUGGAAGUGGAGGCGAUAGGCAUGGAGGGAGCUCUCUCUACCACAGGUGGUGACUUGCUGGUCAUAGCAGCAGCAGUGGGGGACGCCAAGGCGGAGCUCGAGAUGGAAGUGGAGGCGAUAGGCAUGGAGGGAGCUCUCUCUACCACAGGUGGUGACUCGCUGGUCAUAGCAGCAGCAGUGGGGGACGCCAAGGCGGAGCUCGAGAUGGAAGUGGAGGCGAUAGGCAUGGAGGGAGCUCUCUCUACCACAGGUGGUGACUCGCUGGUCAUAGCAGCAGCAGUGGGGGACGCCAAGGCGGAACUCGAGGUGGAAGUGGAGGCGAUAGGCAUGGAGGGAGCUCUCUCUACCACAGGUGGUGACUCGCUGGUCAUAGCAGCAGCAGUGGGGGACGCCAAGGCGGAACUCGAGAUGGAAGUGGAGGCGAUAGGCAUGGAGGGAGCUCUCUCUACCACAGGUGGUGACUCGCUGGUCAUAGCAGCAGCAGUGGGGGACGCCAAGGCGGAGCUCGAGAUGGAAGUGGAGGCGAUAGGCAUGGAGGGAGCUCUCUCUACCACAGGUGGUGACUCGCUGGUCAUAGCAGCAGCAGUGGGGGACGCCAAGGCGGAACUCGAGAUGGAAGUGGAGGCGAUAGGCAUGGAGGGAGCUCUCUCUACCACAGGUGGUGACUCGCUGGUCAUAGCAGCAGCAGUGGGGGACGCCAAGGCGGAACUCGAGAUGGAAGUGGAGGCGAUAGGCAUGGAGGGAGCUCUCUCUACCACAGGUGGUGACUCGCUGGUCAUAGCAGCAGCAGUGGGGGACGCCAAGGCGGAGCUCGAGAUGGAAGUGGAGGCCAUAGGCAUGGAACUCUCUCCUUUUCACCCCUCAAACUUCGUCCUCUUCUUCCCGUCCUCCGUCCAGAGAAGGGAGGUGGCAGCGAUGAUGGCUGACUCAGACCCCAUGGAGGUCACAGAGGAGAUGAAUGGGUGCUGCAGGUCCCCGCGGGGUGCUGCACUCUGUGAUCACUCCUCUUCACCCCUCUGCACUGCUCUCUCAAGAGAUGCUGGAGAAAGUGCUGCAAUUCACCCCUCUCCACACUUCUGCACCACUCUCUUUCCUCUCCACUCCGGAAACCCUCCCUUCCAGGGCAAGGAGGUGGCAGCAGUGAUGGCUGACUCAGACCCGAUCGAGGUCACAGAGGAGAUGCUGGAGAAAGUGCUGGGGCCUCCCAAGUUUGACAGCAGGGAGGCAGCAGAGAGGGUGGCAACGCCGGGAGUGGCGGUUGGGCUGGUGUGGACGGCACCUCCCAAGUUUGACGGCAGGGAGGCAGCAGAGAGAGUUGCAACCCCGGGAGUGGCGGUUGGGCUGGUGUGGACGGCAGUGGGGGGCAAACCUCCCAAGUUUGACGGCAGGGAGGCAGCAGAGAGGGUGGCAACACCGGGAGUGGCAGUUGGGCUCGUGUGGACGGCAGUGGGGGGUGGGCGAGGUGCACCUCCCAAGUUUGACGGCAGGGAGGCAGCAGAGAGGGUGGCAACCCCGGGAGUGGCGGUGGGGCUGGUGUGGACGGCAGUGGGUGGGGAAGUGCAGUUUGUUGAAGCGACAGACAUGGUGGGGAAGGGAGAGCUGCAUCUGACUGGGCAGCUGGGAGAUGUGAUCAAGGAAUCGGCUCAGAUUGCUCUCACUUGGGUCCGUGCCAGGGCAGCAGAGUUCUUCCCACCACCGCCUACCUCCACUCCAUCCUCCUCCUCUCCUCCGCCCUUCACCCCAUCAGACCAUCCAUUCGAUGACUCCACACCUUCUGCUGACCACCUCCCCCCUCUCGGCCCCUAUGGAGCUGUCUCCUCCUCCCCUGCAUCCGCCCCUACUGUCGUCCCCACCAUCCUUCCCUCAUCCUUCGCUCCUCCUCUCACAUCUUCCGCUCCUGCCGUUGCUGCUGCUGGUAGUUAUGCCAUUGCUGCUUCUCGGGCUGCUACUCCCUCUGCUGCUGCCACUGCUUCUCAUGCUGCUGCAGCUGCAGCCCCUGCCGCCGCCGCUGCUGCUGCUAUAUCCGCUUCUGCUACCACCAGCUACAUGAGCACAGCAACUGCUGGCAAUCGGAUUGGCAACGGCAUUGGCAAGAGCAUUGGCAACGGCAGUGGCAAGAGCAGUGGAAAGAACAGCAGUAUCCGCCUGGGCAGGAGCAGCUUUUCCCCUCCCGCCGCCUCCUCUCCUUCCUCUGGGCCUGCGCCUCUCCCUCGCAAUCUUAUGGAGGGGCGAGACAUACACAUCCACUUCCCCGCAGGUGCUGUGCCUAAGGAUGGCCCAUCGGCUGGUGUUACGCUGGUAACCGCACUCGUGUCUCUCCUCUCCAACCGCUGUGUGCGAUCGGACACGGCCAUGACUGGGGAGCUCACACUCAGGGGCUUGGUUCUGCCCGUUGGGGGGGUGAAGGAAAAGAUUCUCGCUGCCCAUCGCUGCGGCAUCAGGCGAGUUAUUCUGCCCGAAAAGAACAUCAAGGAUCUCCAGGAGGUGCCGGCUGCUGUGCUGGCAUGCAUGGAGAUGAGUCCGAAUGACGUGGCCGAUAAGCUGGCUGACGCCACGCUGGCCGACGCCGCGCCAGCAGCCGACGCCGCGCCAGCAGCUUCCGCGAAACCUGAGAAAGCCGCUAAAGGCAAGGGUGCCGACAAGGGCGCCGACAAAGCCGCUGCCGCCGCGGCCGCCGCUGCGAAAGAGGCGGCGAAGAUUGCGCCGGAGAUUCAGGCUUUUUUUAAGAGGAGGAUUGAGAUGUUCGAGGCGCUUCAGAAGGAGCAGGCAGAGCAGAGGGCAAAGAUCGCCGGCGAUCCGAUUAAGAUCACCCUGCCCGACGGUGCUGUGAAGGAGGGAAAGAAGUGGGAGACCUCUCCGAUGGACGUGGCCAAGGGCAUCUCGCAGGGGCUCGCCAACAGCGCCAUCAUCUCCAAGGUGGAUGGCGUGUUGUGGGACAUGUGCCGGCCUCUCGAGGGCGACUGCUCGCUGCAGCUGUUCACGUUUGAAGACGACGAGGGGAGGGACACUUUCUGGCACUCUAGCGCGCACAUCCUGGGCGAGGCUCUGGAGCAAGAAUACGGGUGCCACCUGUGCAUUGGGCCAUGCACCACACGAGGCGAGGGGUUUUACUAUGACGCCUUUUAUGGCGAUCGCACUCUCAACGACGAGCACUUCAAAGCUAUUGAAGGAAAGGCGGGCAAGGCGGCCAAGGAGAAGCAGGCGUUUGAGCGGAUCGAAGUGACGAGGCAGCAGGCGCUGGAGAUGUUUGCCGAUAACCCCUUCAAGGUGGAGAUCAUCAAUGAGCUUCCAGAGGAUAAGACCAUCACUGUGUACCGCUGUGGCCCCUUGGUUGAUCUCUGCCGUGGUCCCCACAUCCCCAACACUUCCCACGUCAAGGCCUUUGCCUGCCUCAAGGCAUCAGCAUCAUACUGGAGGGGCCAGUCCGACAGAGAGAGUUUGCAGAGAGUGUACGGCAUCUCAUAUCCUGACAGCAAGAAGCUCAAGGAGUACCUGCACGUGUUGGAGGAGGCCAAGAAACGAGACCACCGUGUGGUGGGGCUCGCACAGGAGCUCUUCUUCUUCCACCCGCUCAGCCCCGGAAGCUGCUUCUUCCUGCCGCAUGGAGCGCGGAUAUACAACAAGCUCGUCUCGUUCAUCCAGGGCGAGUACAGGAAGCGAGGCUACCACGAGGUAGUGACCCCCAACAUGUUCAACAUGGAGCUGUGGAACAUCUCAGGCCACGCGGCCAACUACAAGGAGAACAUGUUUGUGUUCGAUGUGGAGAAGCAGGAGUUCGGGUUAAAGCCCAUGAAUUGCCCCGGCCAUUGCCUCAUGUUCGCUCACCGUGUGCGCUCCUACCGAGAGCUGCCACUCCGCUUUGCUGAUUUUGGAGUGCUGCACCGCAACGAGCUCAGCGGCGCUCUCACUGGUCUCACACGCGUGCGCAGGUUCCAGCAGGACGACGCGCACAUUUUCUGUGAGGAGAGCCAGGUGGAGGCAGAAGUGAGUGACGUGCUGGACUUUCUUCAGACUGUCUACGGCAUCUUUGGAUUCACCUUCGACCUUGAGCUGAGCACGCGUCCGGAAAAGCAUCUGGGGGAGGUGGAGACGUGGGACAGGGCGGAGGCCGCCCUGACCAAGUCGCUGAACGCGUUUGGGCGGCCGUGGCAGAUCAACGCGGGCGACGGGGCGUUCUACGGGCCCAAGAUUGACAUCACGGUGUAUGAUGCGCUCAAGAGGAAGCACCAGUGCGCCACCAUCCAGCUCGACUUCCAACUGCCCAUCCGCUUCAAAUUGGAAUACUCCGCUGAUGACGACGCAGCGGGCAGGAAGAGGCCGGUCAUCAUCCAUCGUGCCAUCCUGGGUUCAGUGGAGCGCAUGUUCGCUAUUCUCCUGGAGCACUUCGCCGGCAAGUGGCCCUUCUGGCUGAGCCCCCGGCAGGUUACCGUUUGCCCGGUCUCCGAGAAAUACUCGCAAUACGCCACCAAGGUUCGCGAUGAGAUCCAUGCUGCCGGCUUUGACGUUGAGGCCGAUCUCUCCGACAGGAAGCUUCAGAAGAAGGUGCGGGAGGCCCAGCUGGCUCAAUUCAACUACAUUUUGGUGGUGGGAGCGGAGGAGGAGGCACAGGGCUCGGUGAAUGGUUUAGCAGGGUGUUACCACAUCACUGCUUUCGCAGCCCCUGCAUUCGGCGCAACACACCAACACGCAACACGCUUGGCCCCUCGAUUUCACCAAACCCGUUAUAGUCACGUGUUUUACUAUCACGCCUCCUUCCCUCCCAACCCUUUCUUCCUUACCUUUCUUCUCCACCUUUCGCUUCCUUCCCCCUCUCUCUGGUUCCCUCCAAUCCCCCUUGCUGAGGUACAAAGUGGUGCUGGACGGUUCAGCAAGAUGCAGAUCUUCGUGAAGACCCUGACGGGCAAGACCAUCACUCUCGAGGUCGAGAGCAGCGACACCAUCGACAAUGUUAAGGCCAAGAUCCAGGACAAGGAGGGCAUCCCUCCCGACCAGCAGCGGCUGAUUUUCGCCGGCAAGCAGCUCGAGGACGGCCGCACGCUUGCCGACUACAACAUCCAGAAGGAGUCGACGCUGCACUUGGUGUUGCGGCUGCGAGGAGGAAUCAUCGAGCCUUCUCUCAUGGCGCUCGCUCGCAAGUACAACGCCGAUAAGAUGAUCUGCCGCAAGUGCUACGCUCGUCUGCACCCGCGCGCUGUGAACUGCAGGAAGAAGAAGUGCGGCCACACCAACCAGCUGAGGCCCAAGAAGAAGAUCAAAGCAAUUUUUAUCGGCGCGCUUCUUCUGGCGUGCUUCCACGUGGCACACGCCGGAUUUCUCGGGUUUGGUGGCAAGAAGAAGAAGGCAUGUGAUCUAUCCGUUGGCAGUUGGUCCCCGUCGACCAAGUACCCGGUAUACGACUCCUCGUGUCCGUAUAUUAGCCAGGAGUUCAACUGCGAAAAGAACGGGCGACCGGACGGCGACUUUCGCCACUUCGAGUGGAAGCCGUCGGGUUGCAAGCUGAAUCGGUUUGACCCGAAGAAAUUCGCGAUGACGUUCAUUGGCCAGUCCGUGGCGAUCGUGGGCGACAACACUGGCCUGUACAUGUACCAGUCGCUCAGGUGUCGCAUGGAUGCUGCGAAUUUCAAGACCGAGAGUUUUGAUCCGUCUACGAUUGGUUGGACCGGCGAUGGUUUCAAGGUCAAGCCUUGGGGGGUCAAGGUCGUGUUCGUGCACGCACCGUUCCUCACCGAAGCCGAUCCGAUGGACCCGUUGAAGCGAUCCGUGAAGGACGGAUGGAAUGUGCACGUGGACAGAAUUAAUCACAAGCUAACAGAAACACUUAAAGGGCUGCGAUCAGUCAUCCUCGUGGCCGGCAAUUACUAUGCGGAAUCCUCCAACCGCACGUACUACAGCAAGGGCCGAGCGAUCUCCUCGCAGCCCAGAGGCAUCGUGGCAUCACCCCUUCCACCCCUCUCCACCUCUCCACCCCUCUCCUUUCACCCACACCAGGAAUCCUCCAACCGCACUUACUACAGCAAGGACCGAGUGAUCUCCUCGCAUCCCAGAGGCAUCGCGGCACUUAACAUCGUGCUAUGCAACGUGCAGACUACAUCAAGUCAAGCGUUAUGCUGGUCCAUCUCAAUGUGUUCUCGACCCAAAUGUCUCUCCCCCUCCCUCAUCCUCCUCUCCCCUCUUUCUCCCCUCUUUCACCCUCUCCCCCUCUUUCACCCUCCUCUCCCCUCUUUCACCCUCCUCUCCCCUCUUUCACCCUCCUCUCCCCUCUUUCACCCUCCUCUCCCCUCUUUCACCCUCCUCUCCCCUCUUUCACCCUCCUCUCCCCUCUUUCACCCUCCUCUCCCCUCUUUCACCCUCCUCUCCCCUCUUUCACCCUCCUCUCCCCUCUUUCACCCUCCUCUCCCCUCUUUCACCCUCCUCUCCCCUCUUUCACCCUCCUCUCCCUCUCCUCUCCCCUCUUUCACCCUCCUCUCCCCUCUUUCACCCUCCUCUCUCCCCUCUUUCACCCUCCUCUCCCCUCUUUCACCCUCCUCUCCCCUCUUUCACCCUCCUCUCCCCUCUUUCCCCCUCCUCUCCCCUCUUUCCCCCUCCUCUCCCCUCUUUCCCCUCCUCUCCCCUCUUUCACCCUCCUCUCCCCUCUUUCACCCUCCUCUCCCCUCUUUCACCCUCCUCUCCCCUCUUUCCCCUCCUCUCCCCUCUUUCCCCCUCCUCUCCCCUCUUUCCCCCUCCUCUCCCCUCUUUCACCCUCCUCUCCCCUCUUUCCCCCUCCUCUCCCCGUUCUCCCAUUCCCCCCUCUCUGCAGGAAUCCUCCAACCGCACCUACUACAGCAAGGGCCGUGUGAUCUCAUCUCAGCCCAGCGGCAUUGCGGCAAUCAACCCUUUCCGUCCCUCUCCACCCCUUCCCCUACCCUCCUACAGGAAUCCUCCAACCGCACCUACUACAGCAAGGGCCGCGUGAUCUCCUCACAGCCCAGCGGCAUCGCGGCGCUCAACAUCGUACUGCGCAACGUUGCAGACUACAUCAAGUCAAAUGUCAUGCUGGUGCAACCCUACGCGCUCUCCAUCCCGCCCGCGCACAUGCCCAACAUGUUCCAAUACGCCGACACCACAUGCGCGCUUUUCGCGGGACCUUUAUCGAGCACGGCAACUGAUCUAGCCAAGGCUCGGAGCAGCGUUGUCGCGUGGACCAACGCUCAAAUCAACGCGUUAGCGAAUUCUCGCAUCAAGCUGCUUAAUAUCUUGUCGCUGUCGCUCUAUAGGGCGGAUGCACACGUGGGGACGUACCGGCCGGCGGGAGGUUCGACGGAAAUGGACUGUGCUAAGUGGUGCCUGCCGGGAGUUCCAGACGUGUGGCUGGACUUAUGGUACCACCAGGUCAGCGACCCGUUUAACCUUAAGCCGUAA